CAGGAGAAGCAUCUCAUGCCCAUCUGUCUUCCCAGCUUAAACCAGAACUUUGAUGGACAAACCUGCACUGCAAGUGGAUGGGGUCUUACCAAAGACAGAACAAAAGGGGGAAACGACUCGAAUCCCGAUCUGCUAAAAGUAGACUUGCCCAUCGUACCGUACGAUGAAUGUAGAAGGGACUACAUUGGUGUGCAACAUGUCGACAGAAACACGAUGAUUUGCGCAGGAAACAAAGAAGGAGGAAAAUCGACCUGCCAGGGCGAUUCUGGAGGACCCCUGCAGUGUCCCAGGUCUGACGGCCUCUACGUGCUGGCGGGAUUGACAUCAUGGGCUACCAUAUGUGCCGCUCCAGGUCAGCCUACUGUCUUCUCGAGGGUCUCAACGCAGCUGCCCUGGAUUCAGCAAACUGCUGGAGCGACUCCAUAA
This is a messenger RNA of Ixodes scapularis (black-legged tick), 426 nucleotides long. RefSeq names its product trypsin-1-like. NCBI's taxonomy places the organism in Eukaryota, Metazoa, Arthropoda, Arachnida, Ixodida, Ixodidae. The coding region runs from base 16 to 426 and encodes 136 amino acids. The record is from RefSeq and is a predicted model, not a curated record. Gene Ontology annotation, molecular function: serine-type endopeptidase activity. The transcript is spliced from 3 exons. Gene Ontology annotation, biological process: proteolysis.